AUGAGCGUCACCUCAGAGCAAAUCACACCAUAACCACCUGAAGAGAAUUAAGAAGAAUAAAAAAGAUCAGAAAAUUCUAAUACUUUGUAAUCAAAUUAAACAGAAGAACCAUAAUAUUUUUAUAAAUUAAUACUAACACAAUUAAUAGUCAUUUUAAUUUCAACAAUGCUAUUUACUAAAAGGUGGUUCUACAUUUAGUACCCUAAUCCAAGAUGCAGUAUGACUUUUGAUACUUAUUGUCGUGGAUAUGGAAGAUGUUCGGAUAAUUAAACCUACUCAAGCCAAGCCUAUUAUCGAGAAGACCUUGAGAAAUAUUAAGAUUGGCAGCUUCGUUGUACUCGAGAAGUCCAAAAUCCUUCAUGUUUAUUUUACUUUUCUCUCAUCUUAUUCCCUUCAUUGUUGAUUUUAUAAUCAGUAUUUAGAAAUUACUAACUAUUUGUAAGAUAUUAGAUUUAUCAUUUUAGAAAAAAAGAUAGAAACUUUUUCACUAUUUGCAAUAUCCAUUAAUGAGUCUCUUUGUCCAAGUUUGUACGCACAUAAUCCAUUAUACUAGAUGUAUUAUCAUUUUAAAUAUUCUUAGAUAGCGAGUUUUUUUAUCAUUUCAGAAUAUUACUGAUAUUUAUGAUUGGAAAUGUUUCAUUUUUUUAUCUCAAUCAAAAAUACUUUAAAUGGUAACUUGAGAUUAAAUCUACAACCUAAAAGCUGGUUAAUUACAUCUUUAUUUUGAUAUUUCUAAAAGGAAUGCUUGAUUUUAUCAGCUUGAAUAAAUCCAAUUGGAUACCUCAUUUAUUAGUAAUACUUUAUACUUUUUUAUAUUUAUUGCAUCUUAAUACUUAUUUAUUCAAAGUAAAAAGAUUUAUUUAACAUUAGUAAAACAAUACAGUAGUGUUUCAUAAUUAAUCACUUCUGUGUUUCACUAUAUGCAAACUAAAAUCCCUGUUUGUUAUUUAGGAUGUUUAUUAAAAUCUAGCCGAGACUCAUUUUGUAAUCCCAAGAAAGCUGAUGGAGACGGGAUUUGUUGGAAUAAUUGCUGCCUUAUUUUUAAGAGAUUACAUUUUUAGUCUUGGAACUCUGUUUAUUCUAGGAGGAUUCUUAAUGUUCUUAGUAUGGGAUACCUCGCUUGUGUCUACAGUAAUUAUUCUUUUAUAUUCUAAGUCAUCGAAGCUCACUUUAAAAGAUUAAUAUUAAGCAGCUAGUUUGUUCUUUUUAGAUAUUCUAAUGCCAAUCAGAAAUAUUUUCCUAGUACUUCUUGCUUGA
Messenger RNA from Paramecium octaurelia, 1257 nucleotides. The record is from the annotation of a GenBank genome assembly. NCBI's taxonomy places the organism in Eukaryota, Ciliophora, Oligohymenophorea, Peniculida, Parameciidae.